Numida meleagris (helmeted guineafowl) is the source of this 2754-nucleotide messenger RNA. RefSeq names its product FGR proto-oncogene, Src family tyrosine kinase (gene FGR). Bases 162 to 1772 code for a protein of 536 amino acids. NCBI's taxonomy places the organism in Eukaryota, Metazoa, Chordata, Aves, Galliformes, Numididae. Gene Ontology annotation, cellular component: extrinsic component of cytoplasmic side of plasma membrane. Gene Ontology annotation, molecular function: non-membrane spanning protein tyrosine kinase activity; signaling receptor binding; ATP binding. The record is from RefSeq and is a predicted model, not a curated record. Gene Ontology annotation, biological process: protein phosphorylation; cell surface receptor protein tyrosine kinase signaling pathway; cell differentiation. The transcript has 12 exons.
UUGCAGCCCCAAAAAGGGGCGUUGCAGCCCCCACACAGGGGCAUUGCGGGGCUCUGCCCCCCACCUGAUGCCCCCCCCCCCGAUGCCUGCAGGUGCCUCUCCUCCCCGAGCUGACAUGGAGCAGCUGAAGUGACCCGAGGAGCUGUCACAGCCGUGCCAGGAUGGGCUGUGUGCACUGCAAGGAGAAGAAGUCCGGCAAGGGGCAGGGGGGGAGCGGCACGGGGACCCCAGCCCCCCCCCCCUCGCAGUACGACCCCGACCCCACGCAGCUCAGCGGUGCCUUCACCCACAUCCCCGACUUCAACAACUUCCACGCCGCGUCUGUGCCCUCCCCUGCGCCCUUCUCGGGGCCGGGCUUCUACCCCUGCAACACGCUGCAGGCGCACAGCAGCAUCACAGGCGGGGGUGUGACACUGUUCAUCGCCCUGUACGACUACGAGGCCAGGACGGAGGAUGACCUGAGCUUCCAGAAAGGGGAGAAAUUCCACAUCAUCAACAACACCGAGGGUGACUGGUGGGAGGCGCGGUCGCUGAGCUCGGGUGCCACGGGCUACCUCCCCAGCAACUACGUGGCCCCCGUGGACUCCAUCCAGGCAGAGGAGUGGUACUUCGGGAAGAUCGGGCGCAAGGACGCAGAGCGGCAGCUCCUGUGCCACGGCAACUGCAGGGGAACCUUCCUCAUCCGUGAGAGCGAGACGACGAAAGGGGCCUACUCCCUCUCCAUCCGGGACUGGGACGAGGCCAAGGGCGACCACGUGAAGCACUAUAAGAUCCGCAAGCUGGACAGCGGGGGGUACUACAUCACCACGCGGGCGCAGUUCGACACCAUCCAGCAGCUGGUGCAGCACUACAUAGAGCGGGCGGCCGGGCUGUGCUGCCGCCUGGCCGUGCCGUGCCCCAAGGGGACCCCCAAGCUGGCCGACCUGUCGGUCAAAACCAAAGACGUGUGGGAGAUCCCCCGCGAGUCCCUGCAGCUGCUGCAGAAGCUGGGCAACGGGCAGUUCGGGGAAGUGUGGAUGGGGACGUGGAACGGCACCACCAAGGUGGCAGUGAAGACGCUGAAGCCGGGCACCAUGUCCCCCGAGGCCUUCCUGGAGGAGGCUCAGAUCAUGAAGCGGCUGCGGCACGACAAGCUGGUGCAGCUCUACGCCGUGGUGUCAGAGGAGCCCAUCUACAUCGUCACCGAGUUCAUGAGCCAAGGCAGCUUGCUGGACUUCCUAAAGGACGGGGACGGCCGCUACCUGAAGCUGCCCCAGCUGGUGGACAUGGCUGCGCAGAUCGCCGCGGGCAUGGCUUACAUCGAGCGGAUGAACUACAUCCACCGGGACCUGCGCGCUGCCAACAUCCUGGUGGGCGACAACCUGGUGUGCAAGAUCGCCGACUUCGGCCUCGCGCGCCUCAUCGAGGACAACGAGUACACGGCGCGCCAGGGUGCCAAAUUCCCCAUUAAGUGGACGGCCCCGGAGGCAGCACUCUAUGGGAAGUUCACCAUCAAGUCGGACGUCUGGUCCUUCGGCAUCCUGCUGACCGAGCUGGUGACCAAAGGCCGGGUGCCCUACCCAGGGAUGAACAACCGGGAGGUGCUGGAGCAGGUGGAGCGGGGGUACCGCAUGCAGUGCCCGGGAGGCUGCCCCCCAUCCCUGCACGAUGUGAUGGUGCAGUGCUGGAAGCGGGAGCCCGAGGAGCGUCCCACCUUCGAGUACCUUCAGUCCUUCCUCGAGGACUACUUCACGGCCACCGAGCCCCAGUACCAGCCCGGGGACAACCAGUGACCCCACGCUGGGAGGGCUGGGGGGGGCCAAUCCUCCCCUUUCUGCAGGGGGUUUGUUGCUCUCAUCGCCUGCAUCCCCUGCGUGUGCCUCUGGGGCUGUGCAGGGGGUGCCCCUGGGGGGCUUUGCACAAGGAUUUUGGACUCAGGGGGCUGCGCCGUGCCCAGCUGUGCCCCCCUCCCCCAGCACCUCUCUCGUUGCCUUCACACCCAGAUUUGAACCUGAGAAGUGCUUUAGAUGGGGGAGGAAUGUGGCCCCCCCCCCCCCCGCAAGCACACAGGUGUCCUGAGGGUGCCCCCUCCCCAUGCCAGCCCCAUCUCAUCGCCCAGCUCAGCUCUUUGCAGCUGGGGGGUUCAGACCCCAAGCCCUGGGGAAGGUCACCUCACCCCCUCCCGAUAUUGUCUUUAAUUUAUAACCCCCCCAGCAGCCAUCUCCCCCUCAGGGACCCCUAUAUUGGGGGGGGGAGGGGAUGCUCCUUGCCCCACCUGCUGCUUUUUUCUCCUCUCCUUAAAGCAGAACCAAAAUCCCAAAAGCCAUAAACCGCUGCUUGCACUGAGGGGGGACAUAAGGGGGCCCGAGGGGAGGGGUGGGGGGGGGGGCAGGGCAGGUCUGUCUCAGGGGCUGUUUCUCGUGGCCCCAUUGCCUUACAUGGGAACAGGGAGGAGGGGAGCAUGGGGCCAGUUCACCCCCAUAGUGCCUACAGGGGUCAUCUCAAAUCCCCCAAAUCCCUGCAGCAAGCAUUCACUGGGGUACUGGGGGGGGGUGCAGGGGGAGCAGUGGGGGAACACGGGGCACAAAGUGAAUGUGAUGGCACUUGGGGAGGCAGGGGGGGGCCUCCUGGCGGCCAAGAGCCCCCUACAGUGUGGGGCAGAGCUGUGCAGCCAGGCUGUGCUCCCCACCCCCCGCUGGGGAUGGGGGAAGGGGAUGGGAAGGUUUUGUUGUUAAUUUUUUUUUUUUAAUUCAGUCUGUAAAUAGAGAGAAAUAA